AUGAUUGUGUUGGCACUAUCUCCCGGGUACACUGCAUCCAGUGGUUUUUCUUUAUACCCGGCUGCACAGCACAUAACCAUAACACCCAAACCACUGCAACACCACCCCACCCCACCACUCAAGCAGCACAACAACAAUGUCCACCAACAUCCACACCCCAUCUCCAACAGAAAUAUACCACUCCCCCGCCCUCAACCUAAGCAUAACCCUCUCCACCCACCCCACAACCUCAGGCCACGCCCUCGCAACCCUCACCAACACCAACACCAAGACCCCCUCUUCACCCUCCCCAAACCCACCUUCAUCACCACCCUCCUCACCAUCCGGCACAUCUCCCAGCACCUCCAGAGAAUCUACUCCGUCCAACGCAUCGCCCUCAUAACCACAGGCCUCACCACCCUCUCCAUCCUGCCUCUCCACGGCCUCUCCCCCACAUGGCACCCGAUCACCAACCCCUCGACCGUCUUCCACGGAGCCACAUACCCAGGCUACCUAACCUCCAAAGACGCGCCGCUCAUGUCCACCUCCCAACUCGACCAAAUAGCCCAGACAAUCACCACUGCCACCACCACCUCCCUUCCCACGCAGCAACCAGAUUACACCUCCCACACCCCCACAUCCACCAACCUCUUCUCUCGGAUCAUCCGCGGCGAGACCCAACACUGGCGGAUAUGGGAAGACGCUGACCACGUAGCGUUCCUGACUCCGUUCCCGAACACGGUGGGGUUCACGGUGCUGGUGCCGCGGGCGCAUCUGUCAAGUGAUAUCCUGGGGGGGUUGGAUGAGGGGGCGUUUACCAUGUUGAUGGGCGCGGCGUAUGAGGUGGUCGGGGUGUUGAGGAGGGCGUUUGGCGUCGAGAGGUGUGGGAUGGUGUUUGAGGGGUUUGAGAUUGAUUAUGCGCAUGUGAAGAUUAUUCCCGUUCAUGGGGGUGCGGGGGAUGUUGAUGUUGAUGAGGGUGAGGGUGGGGAUGGGGAUGGGGAGAGGGAGAGGUUUUGGGAGGUUUAUCCGGGCUAUCUGAGUUCGUUGCCUGGGCCGGUGGUGGAGGAUUAUGACGGGUUGGUGAGGAGGGCGGGGGAGGUGAGGAGGGAGGUCAUGAAGGAGAUGGGGGAAUGA
Molecule: messenger RNA, 1113 nt
Organism: Aspergillus heteromorphus CBS 117.55
Lineage: Eukaryota; Fungi; Ascomycota; Eurotiomycetes; Eurotiales; Aspergillaceae
Product: HIT family protein
Exons: 3
Coding region: 1-1113 (370 amino acids)
Molecular function (GO): catalytic activity
Source: RefSeq, a predicted model, not a curated record